GCAGAAUCGAGUUGCAUCGGCAGUGCCCGCGCGCCUCGCCUAGAUGUACGCUGUCUUUCACAACCGAUUUAAUUUCUCAAUAUCUUUCUCUUCUAUAUUUGUUUUCUGUUUCUAUUGCUCAUCUUAUUUAACAUAUGUUAUCAACAAAUUGUCACGGGUGGGCGCAACUGACCACUGCGUAACACCCUCAAAAGAGGGACCGUGGUUUGAACUGUCCAGUCGAACCAGGAGUUCCGCACAUAAACCUCACAGUGUCACUACCCGUGACACAAGUCGCGUAUAUCAGCAAAUUGUACACUCUCCAUUGAGUUACCCUAUAGCAACUAUCCCUAAUUAUCAUAUACUCUAGCCGACGGCCGAGGCGGAAAGAAGACAGCAGGGAGCAUCAUCCACGCGGCCUGCGACAGGAUACACAGAAGAUACAACCGGAGAACAGACAACAGGGGCC
Molecule: messenger RNA, 448 nt
Organism: Parathielavia appendiculata
Lineage: Eukaryota; Fungi; Ascomycota; Sordariomycetes; Sordariales; Chaetomiaceae
Exons: 1
Coding region: 44-349 (101 amino acids)
Source: RefSeq, a predicted model, not a curated record